AUUUCUCUUUCCCGCUCGUCUUUUCGGUUUCGUCGUUUGAACUCCGUUCCGUACCUUGAGGGCGACCUAAAGGUGCUAAUACUAUCAUACCACUUCUUUCGAUACAGCUUCUGUUUGUUUAUCCCUAAUCAAUCCAUCAAGAUGGCCACUCUCAUUCUUGGUUCCCAGUGGGGUGACGAGGGUACAGGAAAGCUUACCGACAUCCUCUGCCCCAAGGCCCAGAUCUGCGCCAGAGCCGCUGGCGGCCACAACGCUGGUCACUCCAUCGUCGCCAAUGGCGUCGAGUACGACUUCCACCUUCUCCCUUCCGGUCUCGUCAACCCUAACUGCAUGAACCUCAUCGGUUCCUCUGUCGUCUUCCACGUCCCCAGCUUCUUCAGCGAGCUCAGCAAGCUUGAGGAGAAGGGCCUCACCGAUGUUCACAACCGUAUCCUCGUCUCCGACCGCUGCCACGUCAACUUUGACCUUCACGCUGCCGUUGAUGGUCUCGAGGAGGUUGAGCUCGGUGACCGCAAGAUCGGCACCACCGGCCGUGGUAUCGGUCCCUCUUACAGCACCAAGAUGGCGAGAAGCGGUGUCAGAAUCCACGAGAUCUUCAACGAAGAGAUCUUUGAGCGCAAGCUCAGGCAACUCGCUGCCGGCUACAAGAAGAGAUUUGGUGAUCUCCUCAAGUACGAUGUCGAGGAGGAGAUUGCCCGCUUCAAGGAGUACCGUGUCAAGCUCGCCCGCUAUACUGUCGAUGCCAUCCAGUACAUGAAGGAGGCCCAGGACCGCGGCUACAAGAUCCUCAUCGAGGGUGCCAACGCCCUCAUGCUGGAUAUUGACUACGGCACCUACCCCUAUGUCACUUCCAGCAACACCGGUCUUGGUGGUAUCAUCACUGGUCUUGCCAUCAACCCUACCAAGAUUGACAACAUCAUUGGUGUCGUCAAGGCCUACACCACUCGUGUCGGUGGUGGUCCCUUCAAGACUGAGGACCUCGAGGAGGCUGGUACCAAGCUCCAAGAGAUUGGUCGCGAGUGGGGUGUCAGCACUGGUCGCAAGCGUCGUUGCGGCUGGCUCGAUCUCGUCGUCCUCAAGUACUCGACCGCCAUCAACAACUAUACCGCCCUCAACCUUACCAAGCUCGAUAUCCUCGACACUUUCGAGACCAUCAAGGUUGCCGUCGCUUACAAGGACCCUCAGACCGGUGAGGAGGUCGAGUACUUCCCUGCCGAUCUCGACAUCCUCGACAGCCUUGAGGUUGUCUACAAGGAGCUUCCCGGCUGGAACAAGCCCAUCACUGACUGCAAGACCUACUACGAUCUCCCCAAGGAGGCUCGCGCCUACAUUGAGUUCAUUGAGGAGUUCGUCGGCGUCCCCAUUUGCUACAUUGGCACCGGCCCUAAGCGUGAGGACAUGAUUGUCCGCAAGACCUCCGCCAUUAAGGAGUAAAUUACCACCUAAAAAGGCGUUUCUGUUUGGGUUUGUGGGAUUUAAAGAACAACACUCCGUCAUCAACGAUACCAUGGACAGGAACGAACAUGAUAUCGUAUUAACAAUGAUUUACAACAACAACCACAAUAAGAAGAACGAACAACGACAGGGAAAAAAAAAAGCGAGGGCGCUUUAACUUACGAUGAUCUCAUCCGUCAUUUCUCUUUUUUCCAUCUGCGCUGCGCUACAUAAGAACGCCAGGGACAGUGAUACCCCCUAUACACUACACAUCACAUGAUUUAAACGGCUUCGGAUCAGAAAUUCGAAUCUUUACAACAACUAGAUAGAGGUUGUUCGUUGGCUCUGGCGGUGUGGUUAGCCUUUGUCACUUUUCGCGGGUUGUUGGAAAAAAUAGAACGUUGGUUUUUUUUCUUUUGACCAGGUGUUCCCUUGUGAGUCUCUUCAUGGAGCUUUGCAAAUCACCUACCUUUACCAAGCACAGGCUAUGAUGUCCAUCCUGUUAUAUCCAAAACCUAUCGAAUCGGAAAAUUCGACAAAGUCACAUCACAUCUUCAGCUUAAAGCUUAUGAACCCUCUUAUUCGAAUCCGCGCAUCCGCACACAUCGAACAGCGCAACGCUAGGAU
Neurospora tetrasperma FGSC 2508 is the source of this 2061-nucleotide messenger RNA. RefSeq names its product adenylosuccinate synthetase. Gene Ontology annotation, cellular component: cytoplasm. NCBI's taxonomy places the organism in Eukaryota, Fungi, Ascomycota, Sordariomycetes, Sordariales, Sordariaceae. The record is from RefSeq and is a predicted model, not a curated record. Gene Ontology annotation, biological process: IMP metabolic process; 'de novo' AMP biosynthetic process. The transcript has 8 exons. Gene Ontology annotation, molecular function: adenylosuccinate synthase activity; nucleotide binding. The coding region runs from base 142 to 1434 and encodes 430 amino acids.